This is a messenger RNA of Aplysia californica (California sea hare), 7159 nucleotides long. Its product is annotated as porphobilinogen deaminase. Gene Ontology annotation, cellular component: cytoplasm. The coding region runs from base 251 to 1426 and encodes 391 amino acids. The transcript has 11 exons. The record is from RefSeq and is a predicted model, not a curated record. Gene Ontology annotation, molecular function: hydroxymethylbilane synthase activity. Gene Ontology annotation, biological process: heme biosynthetic process. Lineage: Eukaryota; Metazoa; Mollusca; Gastropoda; Aplysiida; Aplysiidae.
UUGCCCCAUUUUCGACCCGGAUGAAACGAGAAUCGACAUAAACUAACAAGGCAGCCUGCUGGUCUAGGCUUUCUCGUAGGCUAGUUCUUCUCCUUCGUUCCCUUGGACUUGGCAAAGCGUGCUCGGUUACACCCGGACCGGAAAGGGAAAAGAUUCGGGGUCAAACUUGUCACGAUCAACAUUUGUGAGAAAUCUGUUGAUUUGUUGUAGUUGUGUAGGUCAAAUUAGAUCAAAGUAACAAUAGUCAAACAUGUCUGGAGAGCAAAGAAUCAUACGAGUGGGAACUCGAAAAAGUCAGCUGGCCUUGAUCCAGACCAACUCCGUCAUUCAGAUGCUCAAAGCCCUGGAUCCAACAUUAAAAUUUGAAACCUUGCCUAUGACCACCACAGGAGACAGAAUUUUGGAUUCUGCGCUGUCUAAGAUUGGCGAAAAGUCUCUGUUCACCAAAGAAUUGGAAAAUGCUUUGCUAAAGAAUCAAGUGGACUUUGUUGUCCAUUCCCUGAAAGAUCUCCCGACAAUUUUGCCUGAGCAUCUAGUCAUUGGAUGUGUCUGCAAGAGGGACAACCCGUUUGACGCUGUGGUGAUGCACCCAAAACAUACAGGCAAGACCCUGAAGGAUUUACCACCAGGAAGUGUUAUUGGGACAAGCUCGCUCCGGAGGGCGGCACAGGUUCAGAGGCUUUACCCGCAGUACAAGAUUGAGAACAUUAGAGGAAAUCUAAACACAAGAUUCCAGAAGUUGGCGGAGCAGGACAUCUACGACGCUAUCAUCCUGGCAGUGGCUGGUCUGGAGAGGAUGGGUUGGCACCACUGUAUCUCUCAGAUUCUGUCGCCGGAGGAGUGCAUGUUCGCCGUAUCCCAGGGGGCUAUGGCCGUGGAGUGUCGCCAGGGAGACGAAGCCACGCUGGCACUGCUCAACAAGAUCCAUGACCACACCACCACCAUUUGCUGCGUGGCGGAGAGGGCCUAUCUCAAGCAGCUGGAAGGAGGCUGCAGUGUUCCCGUGUCCACAUUUACUGAAAUAAACGAGGACAAUCAGCUGCACAUCAGGGGAGGCGUGUUCAGCAUCGAUGGAAAAGAGUCUGUUGAGCACACAGUUAACACCCAUUUGGACUUCCCUCCUGUUGAUAUUCCCGAUGGACCUUCAUUUGUGGGACUUCAUUGCCAGACACCGUCGAAGAAGAACCAGUACACAUCAGCCUGGGCGGCGGGAGUCCAGCUGGCCGAAGAAAUGAUCAAGAACGGAGCAGACUCCAUCCUGGCUGUGGCGAAAGCUGCCACAAAGCAUCAGAUUAUGGAGGAGCAUGAGAGGAUGAAGCUGGAGAAACAGCUGAAGCAACAGCAGCAACUGCAACAGCAGCUGUCUGGAAGUGAGGCUGGAGCAUCGUCGUCAUCAGCACACAGUAGUCAGAUGUCGGCCAGAUGAACUUUUGACCUAUCGCCAUGACCUGUGCCAAAAACAAAUUUUGAGUUAUUUUGAAUCAAAACAUUAUUUUAUUUCUUAAAGGGGGAGGAACCUGUAAUUUCAGCUGGGCAGGAUUAACUUUCAGUGACUGGAAAUAAAACUUAAACGUCAAGUUACUUUUUGAUGAUUUCAAGUCUGGCAUGACAUGAACAUUUUCAAUGAGACAAAUUCACUGCUUUUACCUAAUAAAUGAAAUUUUGUGGAUUGGGUGGGGGGGAGGUAAAUUGUUUGUCGCACAUGUUAUGUCAAGAUUCCUGGUGCAUUUCUAGGUUUUUGCAGGCGUUACACAUCCCUGAUCUCAGGGUAGAUAUAAUUGCGCUGCUAGUCAUCUCGUGUUUUAAAAAAAAAAAGACUCAGCAAAUAAGGGAAAUGCACUCAUUUAUAAACUGAGAAAUUUUUUGGUGGUUUUUUUUGCUGUGUUUAAAGAGUUGUUUGGUCUACAAAUCAUGUAGUUGGUCAUAUGCUAAAAUACAUUGUUGCAACUGAUUCAUCUGAUAAGACUUAAAAGUAUAAGGGAGUGUGAAUAAUCACUUUAGGAGUUCUCUUGGCACAACAAAUGCCAUAUGAAUUAUUGAUGCCUUUUUGUUCUUUAGGAAGUAGUGAAGGUUGUUAUUUUAUAACUGAUUUUUUCUUAUGAAGGGUUUUUUUUUCGUUUUUUUUAUAAUUCAGAAACAUUCUGUUCUUUUGAAGGUAACGAAGUUCAUUUUGUAAUGAGAAACCUUGGGCUUUGGAAGUUUGUAAUGUUAAUUUUCUCCUUGGACUCUCUUCAUCUUUUGGAGCUUGGUGUGUGACAGUUAGUAAGUCUAUGAUAGUCUGUCUUAUUUACUUGUGAGGCGAUGUUGCAAGUGUUGAAGAGUGCGAAUUGUGUAAAGUUCUUGUAGCCCAGACAUUGGCUGAGUUUUUCUGAACCUGACAAUAAUAUUAAAUACUCGAAUGAAAUCUAGCACUUAGUGAAGAAAACAUACAAUGUAGGUGCAGAUUUUCUGAAAAUGGCUGAUGCAUACAUUUGGUUCCUUUAUACGAUGUUCAACAGUUCUCAUGAAAUCUCUUUGAACUUUGGCGAAAAAAUGUCCCUUCUUCAUGGACCUCUUUAGUAGAUUUUUUUUACCCAAGAUGCAAAGUAGCUAAAUUGGUAAAAAUUAAGUCGUAUAUUGUGGAGGAUAAUACUUAUCUCCCGUCUUUCUGGUGGGAUAUUGUAAUAUUUCUCUCAGCCCAGAUUGGCCCUGACAAGCAGGGUCAGUCAGAAGCCGGCUUCCUAAAUAGUCUAAAUUGUGUCCGUGGGGGUGUAAAAAAAAAGGAACCUGUAUUCAAUACCUCUAGGUCUGUGCGAAGUAUGUAGACUUUCCGUGUAUAUGUGGAUGAUUUGAGAGUGCCAUUGAUAGGUCUUCAUCCUUAACAAUCCAUCUUUUAUGUCUUCUUCCUAGCAUUUAGCUGCUCUUAUCAUAUCAGUGUGCUUCAAUGUACAUUCAGGCUAUUUUUUGUUAACGUCAGUUUUUAAUAAAGUCUAUUAUUUCAAGUUCGGGCAUUAACUUUGUGCAUGAUGGUUCGUCUGUUUGUUUUGAGCAUUAGUGCUCCACGUUGCAGUUAUAUUCCUUUUUACGAAGUUUAUAUACUUGUUGUUGCAGGCUGUUCAAUGCUGUGAUGGUAACUGUGAGUGUGAUGUAAGCACUUCUCUAACCAGACCUGAACAUGCACAAUAUAAGUCGUACUUUGAUGACUAAGAUUCGUCUAAAAAAGGGGGAAAAAAUCCCUUCGAAAUAGUUUACUUGUUUUCUUUUCCAGUUUUAUAGUUUUUAAUUCAUAAAUUUAAAUAUUCUGGUUGUUUUGAAUUGUAUUAAAUAUACACACAUACAAAUAAAAAGUGUAAAGGAUACCAAAGUUUAGCAAUUUUCUGUCUUCACAAUUCUAUUGUCAGGAUUUUGUAAGUGUUAAAACUGUUCAUUGAUUUGGCUCUCCUGGAUUCAAUGUUAUUUUUUAAAAAAGUUCAUCUCAUUAUGUUAUUUAUUUUCAUGUCAAAGUGUUUUUUUAUAUUCUGCUUAUAGGUUAAUGGGCUUGCCAUCAUUUUAUGGAUCUUUGAAGCUAAUUUGCCCUUCUUUUUCAGCAGUUUUGUUAUUUUUCUUUGGAUGAAGCUGAAUCAUGACAGUUUAGUUUUACCAAAUGUUUUUGAGUUAUAAGAUCUGCAGUCGUUUAUUUUAACUUGUUCGUAUUGUUAUUAUUAUUAAUCUAUUCAAUUUGAUAAAUGGGGACAUUGGGAAGAGUGCAUAAAUUUGCUCUCCUGAUGUUGCCACUUGUUCUUGUUGGCAUUUUUUAUGAUUAUUAUAUUAGUUAAUUCAUUCUAAAAAGUGAGAACAAGGAUUUAAAAAAAAAAUGCAAGCAGAUGUAUGCUUAAAUGUAUACCAGGUUGCUGCCCCAGCCUAGGAGUCCUGAACUUGUGUACUGUGGUGGGUGUACUCUGACUGGAUGAGGAAAUGAUGAAAAGACAGAUUGUUGUUUUAGACUAUGAAGUAUAAUAUAGCUAUAUCUCUGCUAGUUGAACCAACAAUUUAACCUACUGAAGAUUUUACCUUUUUUUUUUUCUGUUCCAGUGUUUACAUCUCUAGUUGGUUACUUUUUUUAAAGCUGAUGUAUGAAAUAAAUAAUUAAAGGUUCUGCAUGAUAAUGUAAGGAAAAUGUAAGAUUGCCUCUAUGUUAUUAUCCCUUCUUUCAAAUGAAACCUAUUUAGAUAGGAUUUUGAUGAGAAGCAAACUUUUAAACAAAGGUUAGACAGUGUGGACUCAGUGGUAAAAUGUAAACAUAAUUUAAUAAGCUUCCUGCAUAUAUGCGUGGCUAUGUUUGAGUAAAAUGAGAGGGCUUGGUAUGCUUGUGUGGACAAAUAGAAAACUGAAGAUGUAGGUGCUUGCUUUGAUCAAAUUGUUUGUGAUGAGGGGUAAUGGUUUGUAGUGUAGCCAUGGGCUGUUCAUAUGCAAGACAUUUGAAGAUACAGGUGUGCUUUUUCAGCGGUUUGAGUCACUUAGUUGAAUUACUGAAUGGGUUCUGACAAAUAUACUUAAUAUAAUUUUUUUUUUCAACAUUCUCUUGCUGCACACUGUUUCAUCAGCCAAUACAUUACGCUUAUAUGUGCUAGAAUAGUAGGGCUUGGAAAGAAUUACAGAGCUACACUUAUUCUAUUCUUGGGUAAGCUUAUGAGAUAUGAUUUAUGAUGGGUGCUUUAUUCUGCGUAUUAUUUAAUUUUCAGUUGUGAAAUGUAAUUCUCGAAAAGUUAACGCUCUUGAAAAGUGUAAUUUUACCAUGCAUCAUGGGGAAUCUUAUGGAAUGACGUAUGAUUUAAGAUUAUGGUGUAUUCAUUUUUCCUAUGAUUUAAUUUUCAAUUUCUGAAAUGUGAGUUAUUCUGGAAAAAGAUAGUUGCUCAGAAGAAGCGUAAUUCUACCAUUCAUGAUGAAAGUAAAAGAGUGUUUAAGGCUGGUGUGGAUUCUGUUGUGCUACUUUUUUUGUUUGCCCAUUGUUGUAAGCUCAGUUUGUUGUGCAUCAGGCUUUGGUGCGUUGAGUUGUGAGUUGAAUGAGGUCUGUUAUCUGUUCUCAAAAUGUUGUUGAAAUUAGUAGUAUCCUUUUUGAAUGUGAAACAUUUGACUGCAAUGCUUACUAUUAAGCUUGUUAUUCAUCUGAGAUGUCCUUGUCCAUUGGUCUGAAAUGGUCUAUGUUUUCACCUGUUAAAAGAGGCAGUGAAGGCGGAGUUAAAAAGUUGUUUUAUUUAUUGAGUUACUGUUGGUAAGUACCAUUUUUGGUGAGUCUUUCAAUGCUGGAUGGUUUUAUACAGUGGGUCCGCUUAAACCAAACACGGUUACGAAAACAGUGGUAAACCUUAAGAAAAUAAAAUCUGUAAUGUGUUUUUUUCUUUUUGAGCAACCUCUCUAAACCAAAAAAUUGACUGCACAGAAGAAAAAAACCCAGUGGUCGAGUAGAUAUUUCUUUUUAAGCAGGCUUCCCUUUACUUGUAUUGUGGAAAUUGUGUUUGUACUACUUGUACUGUCAAAAAGAUAUGUGUAUUUUGUACAUACUUAAAGAUAGAAUUGUGGAUUCUAUUGCUAAUUUGUGUUUAUGGUAUAUCUUUUCCCAUAGAGCGUCAUGUUCUUCUAAGCAUUUUCCAGAGAAUUGAAAAUUUGGCUGACAAAAGAAUGGUAUAUAUUUAUUUUCUUCUGUGAUUUGUGAGCAGAAUGCCUACUGGCACAAUACGGGCUUUUCUGUGUAAUGGUUAGGCUCUGCCAGGUGAAAGUUUGAUUCCCAAGUGGUGCAGACAUUUUAUAGUAUUCCUUUAUCUUUUUGUUCCAAUAACUAUUUCCUAUGCUGUACGGUUUGUCCUCAACAUGCAGGGUUAAAGUAGUCAAUUUCCGCUGUGAUCUAAAUUGUAUGAAUUUGGUGAUUUAAAAAAACAGUGAAGAUUUCAAAAUCAAAUCAACUAGAACAGGCCUGUAGCACAGUCUUGUACGGACUUCUUUACUAUGUCACUUCGGGGAAGCUCAAAUGAAAAUAUACUUGAGGUAUUGAUUGGGAAUGUUGGUAAGGGUGGGAUAAAUUAACUGACAUUUUUAAAGUCCCCACAUGUUUCAAACUCAUGUCUUAGUCUUAGUUUUUAGUUCACUGGGCUGUGGUGUGAAGGUCCUUUUUUAGGAAAAGUCCUGUAAUUGUUUGUUUUUUCUUCCCCUAUUUUACUUUUUGCAUAUUGUUCAAUCCUACUCAGAAAUUAUUUUUUUUAAAUUUAAAGGUGUUCUUUUUGUUUCUUCUGGUCAUUAUUGUCCUUUUUCCUGUAGAAAGUGACAACUUUGUUUUCUUCAUUUAAAAUUAGAUGAAAUACAUUUUUUAAGCGUUAAAGUGAUGUACAGUGUGUAAUGAUAAGCAGAACCUAUCUGUUUUGUUUGGAUAUGUAUAUAUUUGAUUUGCUGGUGAUGGGAGUUGUGGAGUGGAAGACAGUAGAUUUGCCUGUGUAAAACAGAUGCCAUUUGGAUAUAGGCUAUGAGACAAAUUAAAUGGUUUGCAUCUGGGAUGUAAAAAGAUUCCCUUAAUCGUGUUGUUACUUCAGAUUUUUUUUAUAACCCUGAAUCGAUAAUAUCCACUGCAGAUUUACAGUUACAGACAGGUUAGUCAGUAAAAAAUGCACGGGUCAGAUUCAGCUAUGUCUGUUGCUGUGUUCGCCAAUAUUUGUGUUUUAGAUGACGUGCUAUGUUCAGAACAUCUCUUGAAUUUUUUUUUUCAUGUGAAUAUUCUUAUCUUCUUGCAGAAAUUGUUUUUACGAGUGCUCUAUUGUGAUUACAUUAUAGUGAUAGUUUUUGUUAUUUCAGUCAAGCAAAGGUGUGUGUGGUUAUUUAAGUGAUUAACCUUAAAUAUAGGUAGGCCUACCCAGGUUUGUAAAUCGAAUGCAGUGUCACAUAGGAUAACAAUAGCCAUGAUAGCGUUUAAAAAAUCUAGAAAUCAAAGCAGGUCAGGAAAUGUGAUUGCUGCAUAUCAUGUGAUAUUGUGUAUGUGUGUUUUCUGUAGAAAAGGUACCAAUGUGAUUCAGAGUGAUUGUUGUGUGAAUUUUGUUGCUUAGGAUUAGGAUAUGCAUGCUGAACGCUUGAGGUGAUUUAAAUUACAUUUGUUGAUGCAGCAUAGUGCAGCAAAUUAUGACAGAUAAAGAAAACGUAUUAGAAUCAAAAAACAUAA